AUGUCAAACGGCACGAUCGGACCGCUAGCUGACGUCUAUGUCGUAGUCCAUGACCCUGACUUUAGGGUUUCAUUCCAAGAUUUUACCACUUUUGCGGAGAAGGUAUCCGAGAAGAUCAUCGAGGCAGAUGAGACCAUCCCAGAGUUGCCUGUCAAAGAUGUAGGACGCAAGGGACCUUACGCACACUACUACUUCCAGGUGCAACCCAAUGGUGGUAGCUUCGUAGGUAUGUUCGAUUCUCCUCUCUUCGUCUUCGCGGAGACACCCGAGCCGCGAGCUGUCGUGGAACUCAAGCGCAGUGGUGGCUUCUGGCAGCCUGACGCGUCGACUCUGGCCAAACUACGACGCGACAUUGAUCGCAAACCGCACAAGAUCAAGGCCGUACUAACGGACUCUGGUAUUCGAGAGGCUUUCCUGGGUGGAGUCAAAGAUGACGAGAAAAAGGCUGUGAAAGCCUUCACGAGCCUGUCGAUGAAUCAGUCGAAUGCUCUGAAACGCAACCCAAAGGGAUAUGACCAUGACCACAAAGACAUCGAACUUAUGCGGCUCCGCAACUACACCAUGGGGCGGAAGCUCGCAGACGAUGAAAUUGUUGGUUCUGGGGGCUUGGAGCGAGUGGGUGAACUCAUUGCCAGUCUGGUACCCUUUAUCACCUAUCUGAACAGCAUCGCGAUGCCCGACGACGACACGUCAGACUCGAGCGAGGACGAAGGAAGCGAUGCCGAGCCCGACGAUGACAGCAACGCCGCAGAGGAUGACGAGGCUUGA
Molecule: messenger RNA, 768 nt
Organism: Alternaria incomplexa
Lineage: Eukaryota; Fungi; Ascomycota; Dothideomycetes; Pleosporales; Pleosporaceae
Exons: 5
Coding region: 1-768 (255 amino acids)
Source: RefSeq, a predicted model, not a curated record